AUGGGCUGCGUUGCAACGCCAAGUGCGUGCCUUGACGGACCAGAGCGGGUGAAAAGGAACCUCGCCUGGCGUGCCAGGUAUUGGUGGUCAACCAAGAAUACAUUUGUCAUGAAACUGCUGUUUGCCGUAAUCGUUCUUACAUGGAAGGUGUCUUCUAUCACUGCAUCAUGUCCAGAUGGUCUGGAACCAAGCUUCUGCUACCGUAAUUCUUUUAUUCCGCAACUAUAUUGCCACGGCGUGGAGCUACAAAGCCAGUGGGUUUGUGAUAAGAGAAGUAAAGGAAGUUGUGUUUGUCCGGCUCCACUCCAUAGAAAAAGAGAUGGAACAUGCGUGCCCAAGGACAGAUGCGAAGACGUGACGGUAGAAGUUGAAAAUAGACCUCAAGAACCACCCCCAAAGAGUACCGAUUCUCCUUAUGAAAUACCUGAUGAUCUGCAGGGAUCUAAAGAAGAUUUCGCCAACCUUCAAAAGUUCAUUAAGAGCAAUCAAACUAUAUAUCUCCUAACGGUUGAUAGCACCAAGUGGCCCUAUGCUCUGCACGGUUACUGCAUUUGUUUGAAGUCAGCAUUUAUUAGCGAUACUGCCUCCGGAGCACUGCGAACGGUGGAUUGCUACAAGGACGUGCAACUAAUGGAGGCUCAUUACUCAGUCAUGAUGAAACAGGGUGAAGCAGACUUUGAGGCUCAUUCUGAAUAUGGACGCCUGAAAGUUGUGCUCAAAAUUCAUGACAACGGAACAUCUCAUUCAACAUCUAAUGAGGUUGAGUUACAAGAGACAUUCAUUGUUCUAGAUGUUACCGAGAAUUGCUUACUACUGCAGUAUGGUUCUUGGAGACAAGAACUACAAUGCAUGAUGUGGGUUUUUGAUAUCGGCCAAAUCAAGAACACAAGAUGUUACAGCAAUAUGCUGAACAAUUGCAGAAAGGAUAUUAAAGAUGUUUGUGGCGUCGUUGGAUCAAAAAGAGGUUCUGACGCGGAAGGGAGCACGUCUGACUACCCAAAUGAUGUUACCAAAGACAACCGUCGGGUCAAGGAAUUUGCUCGUCAGACAACUUCCACUAGUGUUUUAGGGUUUCUUCAGAGCACUCAAGCUAUUCACCUGCAAAUGAUGAGCUUGGAUGACUGGAUGAAUACAGACUGCGAGUGUGUAAUGUCUGAAUUACUUCAUAAUAAUCCUGAUGGACUAACACGUACGUUACAGUGCUACAUAAACGCAAAAAUCCUAAUUGCUUCCGAAAGGCAGAACACAAUUCCAAUGGAGAAAAUUAUAACAAUAGAAGAGACAGUGAAAUUUCAAAUUACACGCAGUGGUGGAAUGCGGAGCGUCGCCCUGAAGACCAUGUCAGAGGAUGCUCCGAGUGAUGACCCAUCAAAGCAGUUUCCUCACAAAUACCUUGUUCUAGCGGCCCAGAGUAAUUGUCUGCUUCUGUCAUAUGGCCAAUCAAACAAUGGAGGACGGAACUGCCUGCUGUGGGGGUUAUCAAGCCAAGGAGUGAACACGAGCACUGUAUGCUAUAAGGUGCUCGAGUCGCUAUGCGGCAAGAACACAUACGACAUAACCGAAACUGAAAACCCGUGCCACCUGUAUGACGUCUACGAGUAAAAACGCCCAAAAUUAUGGAAGAAUGAAUAAACGUCUAAUCAAGC
Messenger RNA from Dermacentor silvarum, 1646 nucleotides. RefSeq lists its product as uncharacterized. The record is from RefSeq and is a predicted model, not a curated record. The transcript is spliced from 16 exons. Lineage: Eukaryota; Metazoa; Arthropoda; Arachnida; Ixodida; Ixodidae. Bases 1 to 1602 code for a protein of 533 amino acids.